Messenger RNA from Vicia faba (fava bean), 1005 nucleotides. The record is from the annotation of a GenBank genome assembly. NCBI's taxonomy places the organism in Eukaryota, Viridiplantae, Streptophyta, Magnoliopsida, Fabales, Fabaceae.
AUGCCAGAUGAUAAUAAAAACCGUUUCUGGAGAUAUACUAAUCGGAAGUUUAUCUUGCCGGUUGAAGCACGAGAUUGGAUUGAGACCACUGUUAGAGAGGCAUGGAGAAGAUAUAAGCACAAAAUUAAGAAGAAUCAUUUUUUGAAGUAUUCCAACAUGACCGAGAGACUCAAAAAUCGUCCGCCAAACGUGCCAAUAGCCCAGUUUAAGAGUCUUUGUGCUUAUUGGAGUAAGGAAACUAUACAAGAAAUCAGUGAAAAUAACACUAGAAAUAGAGCUCAACUAAAGUGGAUGCAUCGAAUGGGUCCCAAAAACUUUGCUUUGACUCGUGAAAAAGUGCGUGAAAAGGAAAAAAGAGAGCCCACUCAAUCAGAAAUGUUUGUUGAAACUCGAAAAGGAAAUAAAGGAAAGGAACUGGAUGUAGAAACUGGAAAAGUAAUUUCCCAACUUCAAGAAAUGAGAAAGGCGGAGAUUAAUGCUUUGAAACAAGCCCACAGUGAAGAGGUCUCUACAUUAAGGGACGAGUUUCAAGAUAAGAUUGAUAGAUUGCAAAAUGCUUUUAAGACCGUAAUACAACAAUGCAAUCCUCAAAUUAAUAUAGAGUCAAUUGAAGAUUUGUUAGGAUUAUCUCAUGGAGAUGCUAAUAGUUCCCCAAAGGAUAUAAGACCGCAGAUGCAUUCAUCUACAUCAACUCAUGCUCCAUGUCAUGGAAAGCAAUGUAUCAAUGAAGAUGUUGAAAAGGACGAUAUAAAUGAUGAAAUUCAAGAGGACGACAUAAAUGAUAAAAUUCAAGAGGACAACCUAAAUGAUAAAAUUCAAGAGGCCGACGUAGAUGACGAAUUUCAAGAGGACGACAUAGAUCUAGAUGAUGAAUUUCAAGAGGAGGAUAUAGAUGGUGAAUUUCAAGAGGACGACGUAGAUGAAGAAUUUAUGGAGGAUGACAUAUCUAACGAAUUUCAAGAGGACGAUCUGGAUGCUUUACUCCUAGAAGACAAACUUGAAUGA